Molecule: messenger RNA, 549 nt
Organism: Dichomitus squalens LYAD-421 SS1
Lineage: Eukaryota; Fungi; Basidiomycota; Agaricomycetes; Polyporales; Polyporaceae
Exons: 1
Source: RefSeq, a predicted model, not a curated record
GCCCCGGCCCCUGUCGUAUCCCAGGCUUCGCGUAUCAAGGCGUCAGAACCACCCAAGUACAAGGGCAACAAAGGCUCGGACAUCACUCUCGAACAAUGGUUACAGAAGAUGGGCCUCUGGUUCCGCGUCCAGAACAUCACCACGGACGAUGACAAGAUUACCCUGGCCCUCAUGUACUUGGAAGGCGGCGCGCACGACUACGUCGAAGACUACGUCGAGACAGCAUCAAACGGCGGAACCCUUGGAUCAUGGACCGACUUCGUCAACCGACUCAAGGCAGGCUAUCGUCAACUGGCUCCGGAAAAAACGGCACAGACAUCCCUCGAAGAAUGGUGUUCAAAGACCCACUCUACCGUCAUCCAGUUUGCAGAGAACUUCCGCCGCUACGCCUCGAAGUCCGGUUACGCUGACGUAGAGCUCAUCCGCCGCAUCGACAAUCAGGUUGGCAAGAACUCGCAGAUCCUUACGGUUAUGACAGCGAUGCGGCAAGUCAACCCCAUGCUGAUUCCGACGAAAUGGGAACACUAUUUGGAUUGGGUGCUCAAACUG